Etheostoma cragini (Arkansas darter) is the source of this 2190-nucleotide messenger RNA. RefSeq names its product solute carrier organic anion transporter family, member 2A1 (gene slco2a1). Gene Ontology annotation, cellular component: membrane. The coding region runs from base 130 to 2007 and encodes 625 amino acids. The record is from RefSeq and is a predicted model, not a curated record. Gene Ontology annotation, molecular function: protein binding; prostaglandin transmembrane transporter activity. The transcript is spliced from 14 exons. Gene Ontology annotation, biological process: sodium-independent organic anion transport; transmembrane transport; prostaglandin transport. Lineage: Eukaryota; Metazoa; Chordata; Actinopteri; Perciformes; Percidae.
CGCGUGGAGCUGUGGGCUGAGUCCAGUGACAUCACCGGCAGUCUCACCGGGGGGGGGCAAAGACAACCUCUGACACAAAGCUCUCCGGCUGAGAGCUCCGUGGAGCGCAGUAGGACACGAGCUCAGCUAAUGGACACACUUCCCUCCAAAGACAUGAAGGAAGCAAAGACAAAGGUGUUCCACAGCGUAAAGCUGUUUGUCCUGUGCCACGGCCUCCUGCAGUUCUCUCAGCUGCUGUACAGCUCCUACUUCAAGAGCACCAUCAGCACAAUUGAGAGACGCUACGGCCUCAGCAGCUACUCCUCAGGAACCAUUUCCUCUCUCCACGAGGUCAGCAACAGUGUGUUGAUAGUGUUCAUCAGCUACUUUGGAAAUCGGGUCCACCGCCCUCGCGUUAUUGGAAUCGGUGGAGUACUGAUGGCUGUCAGCGCCAUGAUCCUGACCUUACCUCACUUCUUGUCCCAGCCCUACGAAUACGACUCUGUUUUACACAAUCGCCAUGACAUUUGCAACCUGCAGGGGAACUCCAGCAACCUGGAGAGUUGUGGCCGCGACGAGACCAGGCGUCUGGCCGACACUAACAACCUGUGGCUGCUCAUGGGCAGCGCCCAGCUGCUCUUUGGCGUGGGCUCGGUGCCCAUCCAGCCCUUUGGGAUUUCCUACAUAGAUGAUUUUGCUGGGCCUGGCAACUCCCCUCUUUACAUAGCCAUCCUGUUUGCUGUAUCUGUAUUCGGGCCUGCCGUUGGAUACCUGCUGGGCGCAGUCAUGCUGCAGAUCUAUGUGGACGUGGACAAAACUGGUUUUGGAGCGGAACAAGAGCUGAUACAGAGUGAUCCCCGCUGGGUCGGUGCCUGGUGGAUGGGCCUGCUCCUCACCUCCGGCUGCCUGGUUCUCACCUCCAUCCCCUACUUCUUCUUCCCUCGUGGAAUGCCUUCAGAAGACAAUGUGGGUGGAAGUGAAACUGAGAUGAAUGAUGACUUCAAGAAGCCAGAUGCCUCUUUAGCUGAUUUCCUGAAAAUGUUCCCCAGAAUGUUUGUCCACCUCCUGUUGAGCCCUCUCUUCCUGAUGCUGGUCCUGGCCCAGUGCUGCUUCUCCUCAGUGAUCGCGGGUCUCUCUACGUUCCUCAACAAGUUCCUGGAGCGACAGUACAGCGCUUCAGCCGCCUACAGCAGCCUGCUAGUUGGUGCUGUGAAUCUGCCAGCAGUAGCAGUGGGGAUGCUGAUUGGUGGGGUCAUCAUGAAGAAGACAGGUCUCUCUCUGAAGACCAUCCCACGCUUCUCUGUGGCCAUGCUGACUAUGUCCACCCUCCUCUGUAUCCCUCUCUUCUUCAUGGGCUGCCCCACACAGAAAGUGUCAGAGGUCAAUUAUUACCAGAUUGGACAGUAUGGCUCUCUGCCCCUGUGCUACUCCAACUGCUCCUGCCUUGCCAGUGCCUUCAACCCUGUGUGUGGCUCGGAUGGUGUCGAGUAUAUUUCUCCUUGCCAUGCGGGCUGCACCAACUUCACCAAGGAUCCCAACAACACCCACAGGGUUCAGCUGUAUACCAACUGCAUGUGUAUAUCUGGGAGCCAGAGUAAUGCCCAUCCUACACCCUGUUCAAACAGCUGCCCACAUCUUCUUCUCCCCGUCAUUCUUGUCAUCUCUUUGGCUUCACUGAUCGCCUGCCUCACUCACAACCCCAUGUACAUGAUGGUGCUAAGAUGUGUUCCCUCCGAAGAGAAGUCAUUUGCUAUAGGAAUUCAAUUUUUACUCAUGAGAGUUUUAGCCUGGCUACCUGCCCCUGCUCUCUUUGGGAUGGCCAUUGAUACAUCAUGUGUCUGGUGGAAGACUGUGUGCGGAAAGAAGUUUAGCUGUGGUUACUAUGACAACAACAUCUUGAGGAACCGGUACUUGGGCUUACAGGUGGGUUAUAAGGUCAUGGGUGUCGUCCUACUGAUGAUGCUGGGGUGGAAAGCAAAGCGGACCCAGGAGUACACUCUGGAGAAGAGGCCUGAAGGACUACUGUGACCUUCCCAUGUGCCCCCGUGUCCCUCAAAGCUUAGCUAUAAUAUGUUGAAGAACAGAGUGUAGAGCAAAGCUGUGUUAGUGGUAGACGGCCACAGCCUACACUGACCUCAAUGUGUGGAGGCCCACUGCCCUACCUAGAGCUCCACUGGGUGGAGUUAAGAUGAACAUGAUAUCAUCACAAGG